UCAGAAAAGUAGAGGACCGGCCAAUACCGACAGAUUCUGUCCGGUACUGAGCCGGGGCUCGACAGAGCCCAGGAGACCUCUGGGAGUGUUAGCCAGCCAAGGAGUGCGCAGGCGCAGACUUUCUGGCUCGCCAUAGUCGUCUUUGUCUGCCGACCAGCUUCCUUGUGUAUCCCUAGGAACUGCACUUCCUUUACCCUUCAAAACCAUCAAGGGUCCUUUGGUCUCAGCAUGAAUUAUGGGAUACUGCUUUGACCCUCAAGAGUAAUGUCGCAAGUCCUAUGUGUCACUGUUUAAACAAGAAGAGCAAUGGAUAACUGAGGAAGAAAUGUAAAGGAGGUGCUUUCCAGAAAAGGUCUGAGAAAUUUAUAAAUAGAUGAAGACUCAGCAUAGAAGAAAUCGGAGUUAAGUCUCAUCCUUCUCCAUGAAAAUAUAGCUAAGAAAAAAGUCAGAAAACCUGGGAGUAACAGAAAAGUAUUUUCUCUGAGUACAGAUGUUGAUUCUUUAAGACUACAUCUCUAUGUAUGAGAUUCAGUUUAAGAGAGCUCAGAACAUAAUUUAUACUCAAAUAUAAGUGGAGCUGUCUAAGAAAGAACCAUUGAUACUAUAUGUUUCAUUCCAGUCAGUCUGUAAUUGUCUAAUCUCAGGAUAAGCAAUGUAAGUCUUUCAUCACAAAUCCAACUUCAUUAGACACCUGAGAAUUAAAUACUGGAGAGAAACCUAUGAAUUUGAUGAAUGUAAAAACUUUCAUCUCUGUCACAUGUCAAGAAAUACUGAAGAAUUCUUGUUAGAAAAAAUAUCUGUGUGUUAAGAAUGUUGGAAAGCCUUAAGCCUGAAGCAGAUCUCCUUCAGCAUGAUCAAAUUCAUACUAGAGAGAAACCUCAGGAAUGUAAUGAAUGUGGAAAAACCUUCAGCCUGAAGCAAAACCUCAUAGAGCAUAAGAAAAUGCAUACUGGAGAAAAAUCUCAUGAAUGUACUGAAUGUGGUAAAGUAUUCUCUCGAGUCUCAUCCCUUACUCUACAUUUGAGAAGUCAUACAGGAAAGAAACCAUAUAAAUGUAAUAAAUGUGGAAAAGCCUUCAGUCAGAAGAGAAACUUCCUUUCUCAUCAGAAACAUCAUACUGGGGAGAAACUCUAUGAAUGUGGGAAAGCUUCUAUUCAGAUGUCAAGCCUCAUUAAACACCAGAGGAAUCAUACUGGAAACAAACCCUAUGCAUGUAAGGAAUGUGGAAAAGCCUUCAGUGGCAAAUCAUAUCUCACUGAGCAUGAGAAAAUCCAUACAGGAGAGAAACCAUUUGAAUGUAAUCAAUGUGGAAGAGCCUUCAGCCAGAAGCAAUACCUCAUUAAACAUCAGAAUAUCCACAGUGGAAAGAAACCCUUUAAAUGUAAUGAAUGUGGAAAAGCCUUUAGCCAGAAAGAAAACCUGAUUAUCCAUCAAAGAAUACAUACUGGAGAGAAACCUUAUGAAUGCAAAGGAUGUGGGAAAGCUUUCAUUCAGAAGUCAAGCCUCAUUAGACACCAGAGAAGUCAUACAGGAGAGAAACCCUAUAUAUGUAAAGAAUGUGGGAAAGCCUUCAGUGGCAAAUCAAAUCUCACUGAGCAUGAGAAAAUUCAUAUUGGAGAGAAACCUUAUAAAUGUAAUGAAUGUGGAACAAUCUUUAGGCAGAAGCAAUACCUCAUUAAACAUCACAAUAUUCAUACAGGAGAGAAGCCCUAUGAAUGUAAUAAAUGUGGAAAAGCCUUUUCUCGAAUCACAUCACUUAUUGUACAUGUGAGAAUUCAUACGGGGGAUAAACCUUAUGAAUGUAAAAUAUGUGGGAAAGCCUUCUGUCAAAGCUCAUCUCUUACUGUUCAUAUGAGAAGCCAUACAGGUGAGAAGCCCUAUGGUUGUAAUGAAUGUGGGAAAGCCUUCUCUCAGUUCUCAACUCUUGCUCUACAUAUGAGAAUCCAUACUGGAGAAAAACCUUAUCAGUGUAGUGAAUGUGGGAAAGCUUUUAGCCAGAAGUCACACCAUAUUAGACACCAGAGAAUUCAUACUCACUAAAGCUUGAUGAACGCCUUGAAUUUAGGAAAAGCUUCAGCAAAACUCACUUAAUAAUAUACCAGGAAAUUCCUUUUACAAUAACAUGACUUGAAUGUGGAAAAUACUUCAACAGCAAGUCAAAACUUAAAUACUAACAAUUUUAAUAAGUAUCAUAGUUUAAAAUCCUAUACUCCCAGAACUCCCACAUUGUUGAUAUACUUUUAGGAGCAACCUCAUUGAAGUAACCAGUCAUGGACACUAAGCAACAUGGUUCUGGAAGGCCUACCUGAUGCAUUAAGACAAAGAAAUGAGAGGUAUAAAGAUUUGAAAUUACGAGACAAAAUUGUCAUUUUUAAAAUGUUUUGCUACAUAUGUAAUCAAAAUUACUCGUUCUUGAUGCAUUCAUAGAAAUCAAAGAUUGGGACAGAAUAUUGUAUUCAGAAACAUGCAUGCCUUUAUGGGGAAUUGGUAAUUGAUAGAGAUGGUAUCACAAGUUCGUAGGAAAAUCAUGGAUGAUUCAAAAAAUGGUCUCAGGGUAACUGAUUCUUCAUGUGGAAAAAAGAUCUCUGCCAUAGUAAUACAUUAAAGUAUUAUGAAAUUCAAAAGUAUUGUAAAGACUAGAAUGCAAAAAGCAAAACUUGGUAACAUAAGAAUUUUAUAGGAGAAUGUUUUCAAAACCUUGCAGUAGGAAAGAAUUUCUAAAAUAGAUUCAAGAAUACACUCUUGAGUAUACAUGCAUAUACCCAAGAAACUGAUACAUGUACUUAGAGAGUCAUGUAUCUUUAUGUUCAUUGCAGCAUGAAUUACAUGAGCAAAAAAUUAGAAACAAAUGUGUGUUGCUUGUGAAAUGGAUAAAUACAAUGUGAUGAUAGGCACACAGUAGAAUAUUCUCUAGUAGUUAAGUAUAACAGAUUAUAUAUAUAAAUAUAUUGACAGAAAGACCUGAAAAAUCAUGUAGAGUGAAAAAAUGAAGGGAUGAAUGUAUUCUAAUUGUUAACUCUGAAUUUGAAUUAAAUGAACACUAGUAUUAAGUGUUAGUUACGGGUGAACAUUUUUAUGUAAAACUGAAGAAUGGAUUGGAAGGAUACAGUCAUUUCCCGAAAGUGGUUGCCUCUAGAAAGAAAGGUAGUGGAAAAGAAAUGGGACCAAGCAUGGUAAUUAGAGGAUAUUUUCAAUUUUGUACCUAAACACCAUCAUUAAAAAAGAAAUAAAGAUUCCAACUAAAUAUAACAAUGUUAGUUAACGCUAGGUUCUGAUAAUAUAUGUGUUCUAUUGUUUGUGCUAUUUCUGAAAAUUAUAAAAGAUAAAGAUAGGAGUAGGAAAGCUGUACAUGGAGUAAAUGUAAUAAUGGGCUCACAAUCCCAGGCAGAUGCUAAUAUUUUAUAGAAAAUAUUUCUAAAAUCUUACCUUUACUAUAAGUCAUUUUUGAAAAUUGGAUGGUAGCUUAAAUUAUUUAAAUGUACUUUUGCAUGUCACAUCACUACUAUGUGUGGUCUCAACUCUGAAAUUAAAGCAUGAUUCUGCAACAGGUUAGGUGGGUUACAUAUAUUUAAGAAUCAUAUCAUUUAAUAAUACAUGCAGAGACUUGAUUUAAGAACUAGUUUCUACUGAAACAUUUAUCAGAAAUUUUAAGAGUCCACAUAACCAGUACUGACAUUAAGAAUUUGAUAUUUUUAAAAUGAAGAAACCAGUUACUCUUAAAUUUUUAAAUAUGCCACUGAGUAAAACUUCAACUCUUGCAUUUCACCUUCAGUUUUAACCUCAAGAUUUUUUUUUCUAUUCUGCCAGCUAUAACCAGUUGAUCCCGUUUGUUUCUUUGGUGAAAACGGUGCUAAAAAAGGAGAUCUGAGACCUUUUAAACAGUAUUCUUUUAUGUGAAGCAAAUCUUUUUGACAGUUUUUGCUUGCUUGAUCCCUUUCCACAACAACUUGACAUAUAAAGAGUUGUUAGUGCUCUUUUUGAACAGUGAUAAAAAUGAGAUGCAGCAUUUAAACUUUAGGUAUAUUUCAACUUUUUAAAUACAAAAUAAUGAAAUGCUAAUGAAACCAUAGUACUAUAUCACUUAUUAGCAGUUUUGAAGAUUGGUCUUGAGAUAAGAUUAUAAAUUCCAGGGUUGUUUAUAUAUGUUUAUCUACAUGAAUCUAAAUUAUCCUCUAUUUUCUUCCAUUCAAGCAUUCCCCUUUUAUUUCUUAAGUGUUUUGCUCUUCAGUUUGUGCAGCUUUGAAGUUGCCAGAGCAACUAAAAACUCUUAAUUCAGACCAAACUAGGAGGAUUACCUUUUGGUGCCUAUCAUGGGCUGGUGCCAAGGGGCAACAAUGAUUAGGAUAGUCAGAGUAAGGUGAGUAACACCUGUGAUACUGUAUACUGUAAAUGGACCCUGACAUUCUCUACUGAUUCAACUUGUUGCUAGUUAUUUGCAACCACAAACAACAAACACCACAGUAAGCAUUUUUUUUUUUUAACGUUCUUAAAAUCAGACCUUAAAUUUCAGAUAUUUUUUUUUCUGGGGAUUGAUUACAGGCAAAAGAUUGUUAGAUCAAAGGACAUACACUAUUUUUUAAUUUUAAUAGAUACUAUCAGUCAUUUUCAGAAACACAGCUUUCCUCUAACACUGCAAUAGAUGGUAAUAUACUACUUAAAUUUAUGUUUGUAUGAUGAGUAUACACCUUGACUGCUCCUAGAUUUGCUUCUUUGUAAAUUUUUGUAUUGUUGGCUCAUUUUCCUAUAGGAUUAUUUAUCUGUCAAUUUUGAAGACCUCUUUAUAUAUUAGACAUUAGGAAUUUGCCUAAUUUUUGUCAUAAAAAUAUUUUUUCCAUAAAAAGAUCUUAAACUUCUGUGUAACCUGAUAUGUAUUUUUUCUAAGCUUAUGGAUUGGUUAAAAAGAUACUUUAAUCUCUAGAUUGUAUAUGUAAUUUUUCUUAGGUUUUCUUGCAAGUUGUUUAUUGUUUACUUUUUUCAAUAUGUAAAUAUUUAUCUAGAAUUUAUUUUUUAAUGUCAUAUAAAAUGAGGAUUCAUUGUUAUUUUCUUCCAGAUGGGUUUUCAGUUAUAUAAGCACAAUUUGUUAAAAUAACCCAACUACUCAGCAGCCAGUCACACAGUUCUGACACCAAUCUGCAGUGUCCACCAACAGCAAUCACAGAUUUGAACUGGCAAUCAAAAAAAAAAAAAAAAAACCAAAAAAAACCAGAAUAGGCUUUAACCCAACAUUAGGUUUAUUAUUAGCUUUGUCCUAAACAAAACAAAAAACCACCUUUACAAUACUGCAACUAACCAAGCAAACAUACCUUCCAGGACCUAUGUACUGCUGAGGGGAGAAAAAGUUAGAAUGGGUGUAGUUCACCUAAGCCCUGGGAAACAUUAACGUUCUCACCCAGGACAUCUUACUAUAACCCACCACUGCAUCUUACACACCCAGUUGUAAGACUGAAACCCACUUAAGCACAGGGAAACUACUGCCUUGGUUUCCCAAGACGGAUGAUGCCUUAGUCAUAUAGGCUAUUAAUGUCUACAUGCCAAUUCACAGCUCUCCCCUCAUCUAGGUACAGGAUACAAAUGAGGAAUCUACAGUAGUAGUUUCUUCAAGGAAACUGGUACAAAGGCAAAUCUAAGGUCCUCUUUCUAGACAUGGGUUAGUAGGAAAGACCUGUUGUUUUUACCAAUACCACCCUUUUCCUAUUUAACUGACUCAGCUAUGUAAUCCUUUAACCACAUGAUCUUUUCCUCAUUCAACUGAAACUGCUUGUACUUUCACUUGUACCAAGACCUAUUUCUGUAUUCUUGUUUCACUAAUCUAUUUUUCUACUUCUAUACUAAUACCAUAUUAACUGAUUUAACAUUAGCCUUACCGUAUUUUGAUACUGCGUAUUAGACCAAGUCCUCCUCACUGUUUUUCAUAGUUUUAUUGGCUAUUCCAGUUUUCUUUCUAUUUAAAUGAAGACUGUUCUCAAAACACAAAACCCUUUUGAUAGUUGGAAUUACAUUAAAUUUAUAUACUUAUUUUGGGAGAAAUAACAUUUUUGAUUUUAAGUCUUUGUGACCCAAAUUGUAGUGUGCCUUUGCAUUUCUUCAAACUAUGAUCAUGUCCUUCAGCAUGAGGGUUCUGAGCAAAGUAAUCUGAAUAACAUCCCUGCUUAAUAUUAGAAAAUUUGUUAGUAGGAUGAGUAAGAAAAAUCCCUAUUAGGGACUAAAUGUUUGUAGCCCCUCAGAAUUCAUAUGUUGAAGCCCUGAUUUCUAGUGUGAUGGUGUUUAGAGAUGGAGCUGUAAGGAAUUAGGUUGAGACUAGGUCAUGAAGGUGGGACACUCAUAAUGGGAACAGUACCCUUAUAAGAAGUAGAAGAGAGAUUAUAAGAACAGGAAGAGAUUUCUUCCCAUGGGUAUACACAAAAAGUCAUGUGAGACAUGAGUAGCACAGUGAGAAAGAAGCUGUCUACAUACUAGGAAUUGGACCUUCACAGGGUUUGCCAGCCUCAACAAUUGUAAGAAUAAAUGUCUGUUUAAACCCUCCA
Messenger RNA from Hyaena hyaena (striped hyena), 6524 nucleotides. RefSeq names its product zinc finger protein 260 (gene ZNF260). NCBI's taxonomy places the organism in Eukaryota, Metazoa, Chordata, Mammalia, Carnivora, Hyaenidae. The record is from RefSeq and is a predicted model, not a curated record. Gene Ontology annotation, molecular function: DNA-binding transcription factor activity, RNA polymerase II-specific; RNA polymerase II cis-regulatory region sequence-specific DNA binding. Bases 811 to 2040 code for a protein of 409 amino acids. Gene Ontology annotation, biological process: regulation of transcription by RNA polymerase II. The transcript is spliced from 3 exons.